AUGCUCUCGGCAUCAAGGGCUCAACAGAAACCCGCCAACAACACCCACAUCCCGCACCCCCAUUCCAGACAACCCUCGUCGGUAUCGUUUGCCGCGGAAUCCGAUUUAGUACAGAUUCCUUUCGGGUCCCGAACCUCCGCGCUCUCGCGGAUUGAGGAAUUGCUGGAGUCGAUCGUAGACGCAAUCACCCAUGACAACGAGCUCACCAUCCCUUAUGAAACUGUUCGCUCUUCUCAAAACGGGGCCGAAUUUGAGCCCCAAUUUGGAUCCGAUCGCGUGGCAAAUGUCGUCAGAUUUCCUGGGCGGACAAUACAAGAGGUCAAAAAGUUUGAGGCCCUCUUCCGCAUCAUUGAGAUGUCACACGAGGCCCUCCUGUCAGGAAAGUUGAUUACAAAGAGGAAUAUUUACUACCAAAACCCCGAGCUAUUCAAAUCGCAAAGCGCGGUCGAUGACAUGGUUGAUAACCUCGCCUUUACUUUAGGUGUUGGUAGGGAAGAUUUGAACAUUGUGGCAACAGCCAAGGGCCUCAUUUCCGGGCCGAUUGACCUCAUACUCCGUGACGGAUCCAUCCACAGCUGCGAUUCAGCAAGUGAUACGGGGAUACUGUUACCAUCGGUCAACCUGAUAACCAAGAUCAACUUUGGCCUCAUACGAUGGGUCUUAGUUAUUGAAAAAGAGGCAACAUUUCGGACGCUGGCUGCUGCAAAGUACUCCCGCACGUCUCGCGCAGGACAAGGGAUUCUUCUGACAGCAAAGGGAUAUCCAGAUCUCGCAACUAGGCGUUUCCUAUUUCUUCUUCAUAGCGUUCGACCAGAGCUCAGUUUAUUCGCCCUGGUUGACUUCGAUCCCCAUGGGAUUGCCAUUAUGCGGACGUACAAGCAUGGGAGCCAGCGCCUGGAGCAUGAGCAGAACGCAGCAGUACCGUGUCUACAGUGGCUUGGCCUUCACAGUGGGGACGUUAUAAUGAACUUGCCCGCAAAGUACCCUUCAGCAUGCGACAGCAUCCAGAAUCAGGACAGCCAACAGCCUGCGAGUCAAGAAUCUGCAGAGUACUUAAUCUCCGAUUCGCGAAGAGAGAAACCGAUGAAGAGAGCCAGACAUAGCAAAGAGCAGGAAUCAAGCGAAUCAAUCAUCCCCCUAACCGAACGAGACAGGAAGAAAGCAGUCCAAGUAAUGCGUGAGAUCUGGAACCCGGGGAACAUGACCGAGGAGGGGGCCGACCAGGUGAGGGAAUUGCAGCGCAUGUUGAUGUUGAAUGUCAAGGCCGAAAUACAAGCCGUGGACAGCUACGGCGACAUCGCUAAUUGGUUGGACGGGAAGCUGAGCGUGUAA
Thermothelomyces thermophilus ATCC 42464 is the source of this 1332-nucleotide messenger RNA. RefSeq lists its product as uncharacterized. Gene Ontology annotation, molecular function: DNA topoisomerase type II (double strand cut, ATP-hydrolyzing) activity; ATP binding; DNA binding. Gene Ontology annotation, cellular component: nuclear chromosome. The record is from RefSeq and is a predicted model, not a curated record. The transcript has 8 exons. Gene Ontology annotation, biological process: reciprocal meiotic recombination; meiotic DNA double-strand break formation; meiotic DNA double-strand break processing. NCBI's taxonomy places the organism in Eukaryota, Fungi, Ascomycota, Sordariomycetes, Sordariales, Chaetomiaceae. The coding region runs from base 1 to 1332 and encodes 443 amino acids.